AAUUACAGAAGUAGAUGAGUAACUUAACGGUCUAACCAGGCUCCUCCAUGUCCUUUUCUUAAAAGUUAAGCUGACCCCAUUUGUAGGCAACGGUCACAAGAUUUGAAAAAUAGAACUAAAAAAAAAGUGAAAAUUUUUAAAGAAAGAAAAAAAAUUGACACACAAUGCUUUAACGAUCAUCAAUAAUUCUUUUAUUUUCAUUGUUUACCUUCAAAGUAAUGCUCUAGUUUCUACAGCUCCGAUCUGACAAUAUUAUCAAGAAAUGAUAAAAGCAAUGAAGAAAUUCAAGAAAUUGUGGCCAAAAAAGAAGAAAAGAAAGAGAACUCAUCAAGAAUCUUAUUACUAUCUACCACCAGUACCGCUGCCGCCGCCACCGCCGCUACGACCACCGCCACCGCCACCAGUUCACUGUUGUUACUCGUACUCAAUUCCACUUCAACCUUCAGCUCCACCAUUGCCUCCAUGGCUAGAGUGUGUUCAAAGUCAAAGACAGUUCCAAUGUGAAGAGAUAGUUUUGGAAGCAGCAGCGGCGGAUUCGGAAAUUUUUCAUAAGGUUCGGUCAUGCGUGGAAGCAACUGCAGUUGAUGAUACAUUGAGCUACCAGCAAUACACUGUUCCAAAUCCUGUUUAUGGUGUACCUGUAAUUGAGCAGACAUUAAUAAAAGAGCGAUCAAGUGAAUUUUUUGGAUGUUUUUUGGGGUUAGGUGCUAAUUUUAUUCGCUGCUUCUGUCCUUGUUUUAGCAGAAUAUGAAACCUUUAUGAAACAGAGUUAUAAUCAAAUUAUUUUAUGUUAAUUCUUGUUUUAGUAUUGGCUUAAAAACAAGAAAAUAAAGAUGAGGGGUUUAUUGUUUAUUUAUUGUUUUAGUUUGUAGUACUUCAUUGAGUUGUCAAAUCAAGUCUCAGUAAAAAAUUUAAAAUAGCAUUUGAGCCUUUUCAUGUAAA
Messenger RNA from Mercurialis annua (annual mercury), 942 nucleotides. RefSeq lists its product as uncharacterized. The transcript is spliced from 2 exons. The record is from RefSeq and is a predicted model, not a curated record. Lineage: Eukaryota; Viridiplantae; Streptophyta; Magnoliopsida; Malpighiales; Euphorbiaceae. The coding region runs from base 263 to 751 and encodes 162 amino acids.